CCGGAUUCAACCUCCGCAGAUGACCUAUAAAUAUAGACAGCACCUCGUAUUCUUGUCACCCUUUUUUCACCCCCAAUAAUUAAACAUUAGCAAUGCCAGUCGUAAUCGAUGAACGAGCCACCGAAAAGAACCAGGAGCUUAUCAAGUAUGCCUACGACAAUCUCAAGAACAUCCCAAAGGGCCAUGACGAAUACGAGAAAAUGAUCUCAGGUCUCCCUUACGACUGUUUGGAUGACGUAUUGUGUAAGGGUCGUGUCAUUGCCCAUGAACAGGCUACCGACUACGGUGCCAUCAGAUUGAGGGAUUUCAACAGCUUCGAGAGCUUCACCCAAGCCCGCUUCGAUUACUUGACCACCAUUUUUGGUAAGGUCGGCGACCAGUCCUACUUCGAGCCACCGUUUUUCGUCGACUAUGGCUACAACACCAGCUUUGGUAAGAGAUGCUAUGUCAAUUUCAACUUCACCGUCUUGGAUUGCUCUCUUGUGAAGAUUGGGGAUGAUUGUCUCAUCGCUCCAAAUGUCACCAUUACCACUGCCACCCACCCAACCGAUCCGUCUGUGCGCCGAGGCUGCCAUGUAUCACACUUCCCAAUAGAUAAAAUUCUGUGGUGAGCUGCCCAACACAGAAAUUCAUGCACUAAGAGCAUCAGUGGUGAGGUUCUUGCACCUCCCGUAGGUACAAAAUGAUAUACUGAGAGAGCCUUACCUAAAAAGUAUAGCUUAAAUACAAACCAAGUGGAGAUUCUAAACGAUUGACGUAGAUUGAGACUCAAUCGUUUAAGUAGUGUCACUAAUCGUUAUAGAAGGGCUUUAUAAUAUGAAUCUGACAGAUGCCAUUUUUGUAA
Messenger RNA from Babjeviella inositovora NRRL Y-12698, 844 nucleotides. Its product is annotated as acetyltransferase. The transcript is spliced from 3 exons. The coding region runs from base 93 to 611 and encodes 172 amino acids. Gene Ontology annotation, molecular function: acetyltransferase activity. The record is from RefSeq and is a predicted model, not a curated record. Lineage: Eukaryota; Fungi; Ascomycota; Pichiomycetes; Serinales.